AACUAACGAUGUCCUGAAAUUUUACAUAUUUUAAACUAGGAUUGUUGUUAACAGAAUGGUUGGAAUCGCUAGCAUGAUAGAAUUUGUUUUUUCAUCAACAUGGGAAAAUUUAAUCAAUCGAAUAAAAAUUUGACUUAAUAUUUCCGGUAAAAUGUUAAGAAAAUAAUUUGAAAGAGUCAGCGGAAUAUCGUUAGAUUUUUUUAUUUCCCAUUUUUCGUGAUAAUUCUCCUCCGCUUCGAUUCGUUCCCACGUUAGUACUUAGCGUAGGUGUGUAUUGCGUUUGUACAACGAGUGUCAUUGCACUUAAGAAUUUCACUAUUGAAAAGACAAUGGACGCAAUUCUUGGUAGAAUAACUGAGCAACCAUUUAACACCCAAUAUUGCGAGGUGGAAUCGACUCGUUUUCACUGGGUGCUGGGAUUAUUCGGUCGAUCAUAAAAAUAACAGGUGGAAAUGUUCAUUUAUGAAUCCCACUUUCUGAAUAAUCAGAUAGUUGGACUAUUCGCUUUCGAUCUGCAAGAGCUAUUAUUUCACCCCGAUCCGUACCCACGUGACUACCGAACGUGGGUGUACAUUGCAUUAGUUAUCAUUACUCCUAGCAAUUUUCUUGUCACACAAACAAUGUACGCAUUCCCAGUAAAGAUAAUUACGCAAGCGUUACAAUGUGAAAUCGUCAGGUAGAAUAAAUUCUAUUUUCAAAUGCGGCAACACCAUUCAAAUGAUGAAAGUAACAUUUGAUACAAAAUUAUUAUAAAAAAUUAAAUACACACCAUUCCUUGGAAAAUACCUAGGGAACCAUUAUACCGCAAGAUUUCAAGAUCAAUCAAUCUUUUUCACUCUUAUAAUGAAAAAGUUUAAUCCAUUGCCCAAAAGAAAAGGUUAGAAAGUAUUCCUUUGAGAAUCGCAUGCAUUGCACAACGAAAUCAUUGGAGGCUCUCGUUCAGUCUUUGCCAGAACUAUUUCCCCCUGCAAUUCAUACCCACACGAGUACGAAGCGUAGGUGUACAUUACGUCAAGUCCAACGCGUGUCAUUGCACCUAGCAAUUUUGCCAUCGGAAAGACAAUAGGUGCGAUUCUCGGCGAAAUGACCGUGGAACCGUGAGAAGGCGAGAUUGAGAGGUAGAAUCGAUUCCUUUUCCCCGAUGCAAUGGGAAGAGUCGAUCGAUUGAUCGGCGAGAAAAGAGAAACCUACUACUCAGCUAACCGCUUAGUUGGGAGCGAUCAGCUGUUGGGGACACUUUACGACCGGCAAGGAUCGGAGCUCGACACAGUUUGCUCAGUUGUUCGUUAACUCGCGGCGAAUGUGUGCAUUGUGUGGCACCGAUACGUACCUGUGAACAAGUGAACUUAUUUCCGUGCCCGUAUUGCUAUGUUACGUGUCCUGACAGUUGUGGCACGAUAAUGCGAAUCGUCUUUUAUCGGGCCAUUCGAUGAGGAGGAAGUGUCGUAAAAUCAUGCCGGUACCGUGUUCGUUAAUCGAUCAGGAAGAAACCCAGUAACGAAGUGCCCCGAAUCUCGGAGAAGGCUGAAUAAAAUAUAAUAAUGAAAUUAACCAUAGGAUAAAAUGCAAAUAAUCGUGAUAAUAACGCUUUACUUUAUCGCGUGGCGAUGAUAAACGUGACCGUGUUUGGGAGGUCCGAUGACUUUCCGUGAUCCAUGAUGAGGAUUCGAUGGGUGGCAAUGAAAUUUCAGAAGAGACGCAACUGCCGAUGAUAAUUGCUCCAGUGAAUGGAGAACUUUUUCGGCCGAUGGGGCCGAAUCCUGUUGGUGGUUGUGGGAGCAGCGAUCAUGUUGGUUGCAGUGCUCUUGAUUGCUUGUUUCUUCACCCCGGGAUGUCUUGGAUACGAGUGCAUUCGGAAGCGAAGAAAGGAAAGCAGCGUUGAAUCUUCGCGAUUGAAAGGACAAAAUAAGGAGAAUUUGAAACCAACCGAUGUGAGCUACAGGUCCUGGCGAUUAGGCAGCCUCUACGAGAACAGUAACAAUGGUAGCGUUAGCGAGUGUGCAGAAUCUCCAGGAAACACCAUCACCACCAACAAGGAAUCAAACGAGAGUAUUGGCACCGCAUUUAAAUCGACCUUGGUGCAGCCGGAGAAGCAGAAGAACGAGUCCGCGUUGAGGGAAUUCCCUACGGAAUUGACGAUGAGCCUCCAGUACUUGCCCCCGUGUGGGGAAAAGGUGACGGGAAAGCUCGUAAUAGGAAUCGAGGCAUUGUCCGGUCUUCCGCCGAAGCAGUACAACUGUACUUUGGAGCCUUACGUCGCUUUGAACAUUGUCAAGCAGUCCUGGUCCCACAGAAGGAGGCAGAAAUUGCACAGCUUUAGGACGAGGAGCAUUAGGCACUCGGCUAGCCCAAUUUAUAGAGAAACUUUCGUCGUGGCCGACGCCAAGCCACUAGAAGUUAAGGAAUGGAUUCUGGAUAUCACAGCUCACGACCAGGAUCGCUAUGCGAAUCAUACAGAAUUGUGUGCGCUAAAAGUACCAUUAAAGGAAGUGAAGAUGAUUUUUGCUAGUCCAGAGAUACACUUAUUCAAUUAUAAAAUGAAGCCUUCCUAUCAGGAGUACGGCAAGAUUUUACUAGGAGUAAUUUAUUUACCAACGGCCCAGAAGUUAACGAUCAAUGUCAUGAAGGCGUGUGAUUUGAAAUUCCCGUUAACUGUAGAGACUAUACAAAAUUUCAAUCCCUACGUGCGGAUUGUCAUGCUGAACGGAAAGCUUGGGAGAAAAAUAAAGAAAAGGAGAACGAAAUCUUUGCACGCUGCUGCCCAACCGGAGUUUAACGAGACGCUGACUUUCGACAUAAAUCGCGAUCAGCUCGAUUUGGUGCAAUUUCUCGUUGUUCUCUGUAGCAAGAUCUCGGUGGAAGAAUCUACUAACAACGAGCAACCGAGCGACGAUGAAGGAUCCGUGAACUCCUCAAAACGGUCUCCAGAUGUUUUUAUUGGAAAAGUUGCUCUUGGCAAAGGGGUCAGGGGCUCCACGGAGAGGCUGCACUGGUUUUCCGUCCUGCAAAAUCCUAGAAAAUUAGUGACGGUUUGGCACACGCUGAAGUGA
Orussus abietinus is the source of this 3050-nucleotide messenger RNA. RefSeq names its product synaptotagmin-5 (gene Syt20). NCBI's taxonomy places the organism in Eukaryota, Metazoa, Arthropoda, Insecta, Hymenoptera, Orussidae. Gene Ontology annotation, biological process: regulation of calcium ion-dependent exocytosis; regulation of dopamine secretion; cellular response to calcium ion. The record is from RefSeq and is a predicted model, not a curated record. Gene Ontology annotation, molecular function: phosphatidylserine binding; clathrin binding; calcium ion binding. The coding region runs from base 1728 to 3050 and encodes 440 amino acids. The transcript has 10 exons.